UGGCCUCCUCUGUGAUGGAGGUGGAAGCUGAGGCAGAGCGGCCGGACCCCUGCCUGGGCCUGGAUGAUGAGGAUCUAUCCCCCCUGAGCCUCCCGCCCACCCUCUCCAUCACCGAGGAGAUCAUGCAGUUCAUUAACCAGAGCCGCGUGCGAGAGGGAAUGGCCGAACUCAAGCAUGACAUAGUAUGGGAUUCACCCCUGGAUGAGUCCCUGGAGGACCAAACAACUGAGCCACCUCCAUGUCCAGUUGCUCAGCAAGGAAAUUACCAGCCGCUUGCUUCCCCUACAGAGGAGACUUACGAGUCGCAAGACCCCCAUCCUAAUAGUCCAGAGGAGAUAACAGUGCAACUGGAGGAGAGCAGAACCAAAAUGGAAGACCAAACUCUUCCACCCCGUCUGUCCAGUGAGUCCUCAGAGGAGGGAGGUUGUGAAGGUGGAGAGUCAACACCUUUGCCAUCUGAUGUCAAAGAGGAGAUGCCUCAGGAGGAGAGCACAUCAGCCAAAGAAACCGAGAAAGUUGAGGAAAGAACUGCAUCAGAGGUGGAGGACGAGCAAACGAUCAAAACCACGACACCUCUCUCUCCUGUAAGCCUCCCUGACAAAAGCGAGAGGGAGAAAGAUCUCUGCUUUGACCUCCCCAACGAGGACAAACCCUCAGAAGCUCCUAUCUCUCCUCUCUCCGUCCCAGAGGACACUGUACAGAGCCCUCAGGCGCCCAGGAAAGAGACCCAGCUCACCAAGUCCGACAGGCAGAUCAUCGAGAAGAUCCGCAGCUACUACGAGGCGGCUGAGGCCGAGGCAGGAGAAGCAGGAGAAGGUGACAGCAGCCCCACCCCCAGGAGAAACAGCUUCUCCCUCAUCAUCCCCACCGGCCUGGUCAAAAACUCUGUGUCCCGCUUUGCUGUCUUUGGCCACCAGGACAGCCUGUGUGACUCGGAGAGCGGGCGCUCCGAUGGGGCGGCAGAACCAGAGCCUGAGUUAGAGCUGCCUGACCAGGGAGAGGGAGCCCUCAGCCCAGACUGUUCCUCCACUUCUGCUGCUGGUUCCCAGGAAGAUCAUAGCCAGGCACCAGGUCAGGGUGAGCCUGCUGUGGAGGAAUGUAGCAGGUUUGAGCCGGGGAGCGAGCUCCUCCCUUACAAAGAGUUGAUGAAGGAGUGGAAAGAGAAGGAGAGAGUAGGAGCCGCUGUUAGUACAGAGAAGGAAAUCACACUUAACCUGUUAACAGACAUAAACAAAGAGCCCUCAUGCAGUGAUGAAGCAGCCAAAGUGAUCACAGAAGACCAGCAAGUAAUCAACGGCCACGGACCAAGUCCAAGUGAUCUGGACGCAGAACCUAAAGAGGCCCAGAAAGACUCCACUGUCCCUCCACUUACAGGCCUCCACGACAGUAAGACCGCCCCAGUGUCCCAGGCUGGGUUGGGCAGAAUCAGAGACAGGAGGUCCCUCACUGGGAACGUAGAGGGCCUACCCAGCCAGAUCAAGGUGGGCCGCUGGUCCCGCCACUGUAAGAUGGUGUCCUCCAGCCAGACCCUGUACGAGGGGGCAACGGUCGCAGACGUGGCAGGCAUAGGCCUGUUCGAGGCCAGCCCCGGUGAUCCAUGUCUGGUGGAGAACUCGGAGAGGAUCCUCAGUAAGGUUCAAAUGCUGGCUCGUAUGUAUAGCGCCAAGGCCAGCAUCAUGAAGCUGCCACUUCACCACAAGAGGGUGUGUGUGGGUCGUGCACCGUGUACCGGCACCACCAGGCACAGUGUUCCUCAGGCCCAGCCGCCACAGCAGCAUCAUGGCGAGAAGAUUACAGUAAAGAGAGCUCAGAGCCAUUCCACUGGUUGCCAGGAGAUGACUUCAGUUUCCUCAGAACCCCAGCUCUUUGGCCACGUCCUUGUCAGCGAACAGCUGUCCCCCACCUACCGCCAGCAGGAGAAUAGCUACGUCCUGGCCGGACCCAGGGACAGUGUUUCCAACCUGGGAUCCACGUCCAUUACCUCUCCACCCUCCUCCCCUCUGACCACCCCACCAAAAACCCCUCAGGUUGGGCCUGAGGAGGUAGUGACAACUGCUGUGGAGGGGAAGCUUAUGGAGAAUCAGUCUGAGGAAGUAAUCUCAGAAGCUGAGAUGCAGAGGCCUCACUCCAAGAAGGGCUUCCCAGUCCAGGAAGGCCCCAUCCAAGGGGUAAGGAUUGAGGUUCCAGCUGAUGGUCAUCCAGGGACCCCAGAGAUGUCUGUGAAUCUCAGCAGGACUCAGGCAGAGCAGAAAGGGCAUCAUCUGUACUCCAUCAGGGAAGAUCCUUCUCUGGGGACAGCAUCCUCUUUAGCAGGCCCAUGUGGGAUCAAGGACAGGUCUCCAGGGGUUGGAGCUGCAGAGGAACUGCUGAAGACCAUUCAACAGCAGGCUCCAACUGAACCAGAGACGAGCCAGGUGGUGAAGCCAGACGAAGACAAUUUAAACACCAAGAUAAUGUCGCCUUAUGUUGCCAGUGGGGCUGAGAGGGGGAGUUCACCCCAGAUGGCCCCUGGUCAUCAAAAUAAAGCUGAAUCCACCAACGAGAAACCACGAGAUGCCACUCUAGAUGAUCGGGAUGUUUCACCUGCAUCGCCAAAGAUUUCCCCUCACAGCUCCGACACAUCUCCCACACAACAGAGGUCCAUCUCUGGACUAACUGAGGGGUCAAACCCCUUAGUGUGGCAUCCCACUCAGUCACCUAUGACUGAACCCAUACAAGCAACACAUACAUCUGGUCAGAGAGUCAAGGAGAGUCAAGUCCCAGAGGAUUCCAAAGAAAAAGGGGGCAUGGUUCCCCAUCCGUGCUCAUCGCUCCAAAGCCCGACGCCUAUAACUCCGCCAGGGGUGCAGUCCUCUGACUGUCUGCCUAAGUUCACCAGCCAAAGACCACCCAACCUGCACCUGCCCACUAGCAUGGGUAGAAGGAGCCUUCCAAUCAAUUGGAAUGGAUCAAACAACGCCACACUCCCCAGCCAAAGACUACCACCUGCUCCACUGAAGUCCAGAGAGGCAGGCCAGGAUCCUUCAGCCCCAUCCAUCCAUGCCUCAGAGUUGUCCCCCAUCAGACAGCCUUCCUCCCAGUCUUCAUUGGAGAGAUCAGCCACCCUGCCUCCAGGUAUCGGCCAUCCCAUGGAUGCCAAGCCCCCCUCCGCCUUCAGCCCCAGUCUCCACCAUCGCUCUCCCUCCCCAAUCAGACUCCCCUGUUCCUCUCCCACCCCUUCUGCCUUGACCAAGUCCCUGGCUGCCUUCUGCAUCAGCCAGUCCAUCAGCCAGAGUCUGGCCAAGAAGAACGCUCGCCUCCAGGACCAGGCCACCCCUCCCCCAGACAGUCCAGCCCCUCUGGCUCCCGCUCCCACUGCAUCCCCACUCAGGAUGAGGUCUCCCUCCCCCAAACUCACCUCUGGCCCUAGCGGCCCCCUUCAGUGUCCCCCUUCCCCUCUCCGGUCUACUUCACUUCGCUCCAGCGCAUCCCCAUCCCCAGCCCUGUCCCCCCCACCAUACCGCAGGCAGCACUCAGUCUCCCCAGCCCCCCCAGUCAGCCUGCAUCAAACUGCCUCUUCCUCUGCCUCCCCCCGGCCCAGGCCUGUUGCCCUAGACCAGCCACGUCAUAUUGGUUUGAAUGGAAAUAGCAACAACAACAACAACACCACUAACGGAGGAUUGGCCGUGAAUCACCGGAAGCCACCGUUAGCGAGUGACAAUAGUAUACCCCAUCCCCAUGAUUCUCUUUGGAGUGGUUCUACUCACACUUCCAACAGAGUGGCAAGGCCCUUCUCUGCCUCGGAGCCCAGCUCACGAGUGCCGUCUCCCUCUCCCUCCCCAUCUCCAUUCAGCAGGAUCUGCUCCCCACCCCCUAUCCAGAAUCAUACAGGCCCUCUGAUGAACAAGCCCCCCAACCCUAGAAGCACCCGGGCAGGAGGGGCUAGCCCCUUCAACCACCUGGGCCUCUCCCUGGAGCUCCCAAGGGCCCCCUCAGCCUGCUCCUCAGGCAUCACCUCCCCUCGUAUUACCUCCCCUCCGCCCAUCGGGGUUCCUGCCAAUGUGUGGGGAGUCGCCGCUCCUCAGCCGCGGAAUGCAUUCCCUUCCUCCUCCACAGCCUCAGCCACAUGGAGAGAUGGCUUAUCUCCCUCCCCCUCCAUUCAGAGAAGCUACAGCACCACCUCCCCUCCCCCAUCUGGUUUCUCCUCAUGCUCUCCAACCCCUUCUCAGAACCUGCGGAGGACCAAGGGGAGCAGCCUGCCCUUCCUCAACCUGGCUGACCGACCACCCAACCCAGUCAGGAAUGGGAGAAGGUCAUGGGGAGAGAGCGGAAGGCGCAGGGCUGUGGGUGCGGAGCAGGAGUCUGGGCUGAUGAGCCCCCGAGGGGGAUCCUACUCCAACAGUGGCUCCUACAGCGGCUCCAACAGCGGUUCCCCAUCCUGCCUCAGCCCCGGCACCUUGUCCCCUGUCAGACUGGCCCCUGGGAAGAGCAACCACGGCGGGCAACACUUCACCAGCAUUGCCUGGCCCGACGUACGAGAACUCCUGACCAAGUAUGACAGUGGAGACAGCCCUGACCGGAGUGCUCCGACCUCCCCUGUCUGGCCUCAGGAUGAGUGGGGUGACCCGGACCUUGGGGAGGACAGUUGCCGGAGCCGCCUGAUCUGUGCCUAUGUGCCUCGGGCCUCCCCAGCCCCAGACAUGGGCGCACCCAUCCAGUGCCCUCACAGGAGUGAGCCAAAGCCAGAUGACACCUCCUCAAUGCAGGCAGCCAGAAGGACUCUAAAGACUAGCUAUGCUACCACUGUGAACCUGCAGAUUGCUGGCAGUGGACGAAUCACUUCCUUCAGCAACACCCAGGUGAGCUUGAGCCAGACCUUAGCCCCUGUGGUAGACAGCCAGGGCAGACGGAGAGUCAGCAUAAAUGCCUGCAACCUCACCCUUCCUGUUCCCCAGAACUGCAAGAGGCUGUGAGGGGCUGCGACUGGGGGACCUCCUCCAAGGUGCCUUAUGCCUCAGUGAAAGUCUAAAUAGGCACUUUACCCUGAAACAGUGGUGUUCAUCGGGAUCCUAUGAGAUAUAACUCCAGGUCAUAAGGUAAUGAAUUACAUUAGACUUAAUUGGACAGUAGACUGAAUCACCUGUUCUUCCAGAUGACAAUCUGACAAUGUCAGGGAUUCUGCAACCAACUCCACGUACCACCGUCCGGCCACCUACAUCACUGUCCAACAGGACACUGACUGAACCCACAGAUAAAUUAGUUUUCCGGUGUCGUUUUUAUUUGUCUUUUUGUUCUUGUUUGUUCUUUCAAAAUAAAUUCUGUUUAUUCUGUUAAACAAAAAACAAUGUAUUGUUUACCAAACUCCUGUGUUUGUGCUUGUGGCUGGCAUGGUGAAAACGAUCAGUUAUUUUCUUUUAUUUAUGAAGUAGUCUUAUUUUGUCUGCAUUUCUGGCACUUAACUUUGUCUUUAUUUUGCACAAUGUCCUCAGCUGUGUGUGUAGUUAAGACGUAUCUGUGAAGGUAGGUUUUAUUUCACACCAAAUCAUGAUGUUAUAUGUUAUGUGUUCGAACCUAUGUAGUUGUAUCAGUGAUCAGUGAUCUAUGAUUUAUUUGGUUACAUAAGAGCUGAAAAUAAGGGAAAAUAAGGGCAACAAAUUUCAGGGAAAACAAAAUGCAAGAAAAUGGAUGUUGUGAGUCAUUCACAUGCAUUUUUUUAUUGCUGUACAACACAGUGUCUUCAGGCUACUAUGUCCCAUUUUGAUAGUAUAGACCUAGCUACUUUUUUAAGUACCGUAUUUAAAUAUCAGUUUUGAAAUUGUGUGAGCUCCUGUGGUCAAAAGACUCAAAAAACAACUACUGUGUGUAUUACUUAUGUGUAUUUCAGUUAUUUGUACUCCAAUAAUAAUAAAAAUAUUAAAGACCCUU
Messenger RNA from Salvelinus fontinalis (brook trout), 5904 nucleotides. RefSeq names its product nascent polypeptide-associated complex subunit alpha, muscle-specific form-like. The coding region runs from base 15 to 4952 and encodes 1645 amino acids. NCBI's taxonomy places the organism in Eukaryota, Metazoa, Chordata, Actinopteri, Salmoniformes, Salmonidae. The record is from RefSeq and is a predicted model, not a curated record. The transcript has 4 exons.